Molecule: messenger RNA, 2736 nt
Organism: Colletotrichum paranaense
Lineage: Eukaryota; Fungi; Ascomycota; Sordariomycetes; Glomerellales; Glomerellaceae
Exons: 1
Coding region: 1-2736 (911 amino acids)
Source: RefSeq, a predicted model, not a curated record
AUGUCUCGUCCUCAAACUCCAACGCACGAUGUGUACAACGACCCUGACGCCUACGAGCUGCAAAUUGCUAUUGACCAGCUAGCGGCUGGGUCAUCGGAAGCACUGCGACUAUACCUAGCCCGCAAAAACGGAAUCGAUCCCGCUACGGCAUCACUGAGUUCAUCGCCGUUCGCAGUGAGCGACGAUCCGAACGUCACGUACGCAUACGCCGGAAAACUGGACAAUACCCAGGCGCCAGGAGAUGAGCAAAUACACGACCCCAGCGCAGAGUCAAAUAAACCGGAUGUCAUGUUCGAGGACACAGAGAUACCUUUUGAAUAUGAGCCGUUAGACCCUGAGCUUCGACGAAUUCGCCUUCUGAGACUGGGUGCCGCUGAGGAGGAUGGCAUUAUACGCGAAUUGCGGGUCGAAACCUUUUACCUGGAUGAUGCUCCCCCUUAUUUUUGUCUCUCGUAUGUUUGGGGAACCCCCGAGCGAUUUCUCGCGGUGAACUGCAACGGGAAGAUGAUCUCUGUAACGCAGAAUCUCUACCAUGCGCUACGAACUUGCCUCAACAGGCACCCCACCACGUGGUUCUGGGCCGAUGGUAUUUGCAUCAAUCAGGACAACAUUGUAGAACGAAGUCAACAGGUUCUGCUGAUGGGAAAUAUCUAUAAAGGUGCAAAGCUGGUUCUUGCUCACCCUGGUCACUACCAAUAUGAGCGCCGCAAGCCAGAAGACGUUAACAACAGGGAGGAAACCACGUUGGAAGACCGUAUGGGAGGUCUGGGAGUUCAGGACAUGAUGAGCUUCGGCAUGGAUGACUCAGUCAAAGAUGAAGUCACGGCAGAGUCUGAGAAACCAUAUGGGCUAUCGGACUUCACCCUGGAGCCUGUGGAUGAUGCCUACAGCACCGAAAGUGUCCAAGGUGCCAUCAGUAUCAUGACAUUCAUGACUCGCAUCUGGGAAGACCAACGCCGAGACAGCAUCAUGUCGGACAUAGAAUGGGACAAGGUCGGUCUCCCAGAUACGGACACGGAAGAGGGCCGGGAGACGUGGAACAAGUUGGUUCGUUUCUGGGUGACUGAUUGGUACUUCCGCACAUGGAUCCUGCAGGAGGUCAUUCUGGCACCAAAGGUUGUCGUGCUAUACGGUACAGCAGCGAUCAGCCUGGAAGCAAUCACGGAUUUCUGGGACCUUGCGAGAAUUCAUGGCCUUCCAAGGCCACUUCGGAUCGGCAUGUAUGCUGAAGUUUUCAGUAUGAUCAUGCAUUUGAGUCCCGUAAGCUCCUUCAAGUUGCUACGAGACCGCAGGCAAGGAUUCGAGACAUCUCAAACAGUUGACGAUACUGAAAUUGUGGAGGAUGAGCCUGUGGAAAGUGGCUCUCCUCUCAAUCUCCUUGAGUUGCUUUGUCUGACGAGGAAUAACCUGGCGACGGAUGCGAGAGACAAAGUGUAUGGACUUCUUGGACUCACUGACGACCCUGUCGCUCAGUCCAUUGUUCCCGACUACUCGUCAAACAAUACGCCAGACAGAGUCUUCACUGAGGUGGCGAGACUUAUGAUCGAAGCUGGUCGCGGCAUUGACCUUCUACACCACGCCGGCAUCAAUCAAGGUGUCCCAAACCUUCCUUCCUGGGUGCCUGAUUGGACAGUUCAGUCGCGUUCGACUUUAUCGACUCAGCUGUAUCACUGCAUGCCCAACACGUCUCCCAUGAUAUCAAUAUCGGCCCCGGGAGAAGCUCCAAGACUGACUCUACGAGGCAUGAUUCUAGAUCGAGUCAAUUUCGUGGGGCCAUCUUGGAAAUAUUACACCCAUAAUCAGACUGAUCACAUGUUCAACAUUUUCGAGAGCGCUCCAGAUCUCGAAAUUCCAGCGUUCAAUGACGAAGAUUCUCGAAACUUCAUCCUUACCUUUGCGACUAUUGCGGCUCAAGACGACCUCGAAGAGCGAUAUAUCGACGAGGCUCUUGAUGACGCGCUUGUGAGAACCCUAGCGAUGGAUCGAUCAUGGCGGGGCGAAAGAAUUGGACCAAGAGAUAAAGAAGAGAAUGCAGGGACAGAAGACGCCAAGUUUGUUGUCACCGGAAAGGAAGGCAAUAAUUCUCCCGAGCUAGUAUCGACAUCAAAAGAAUUCUUCGCAGGUGUGGACGCCUUCCGGCGCUUCUAUGCUCAAGGACCGAAUGAAGAGAAUGACGAGUACGCGCCAGGUAUUCGCGUGCACCAGACGGCGAUAUUCAAAUGGCUGCUUGAUUUUGACGUCGACGUCGAAGCAGACCUCCAGAAACACAUGGUCCCCUUCACUGUCCCUUUUCAAGAAGCUCAACGAGGGCGACGAUUUGCGAUGAUCGGUACAAGGGAUGACAAAAAUGCAGAAGAUAUUGCAAAAGAUGCGGUCAUCUUGGAAGAGAAUCCCAGUAGGGCGGUAUACAAGACAAAAUCUCUGGACCAUCAUUACAUGGGCACUGUUCCGUGGAAUGCCCAGGUUGAGGAUUACGUGGUACUCCUUGAGGGUUUGAGGACACCAUUCGUCUUGCGAAAAAUCCUCAAUGAUAUUGAGUCAGGCAGUGCAGACGAGUUCCAGAUCAUCGGCGAUUGCUAUGUGCACGGUAUCAUGGAUGGCGAGCUUCUGAAGCCAAUUGACAGUCUCAAAGGGAGGUUGAAGGCUGAGCAAGUCGGAGUUGACGCCAAGGGAGAAGAGUAUGCUGUGGAGGGCCUUGAAGGCUACCUACCCUUUCAAGACUUUGUCAUUGUGUAG